AUGUCGGACCCGGUCGUUCUUCAGUCGGCGGUUCGAGUGCCCACUCCUCCCCCAGGGGCCGCAUUUUCGCCUGGUGGAGGCUCAAGAAAACGUUCGCCUCCAUCGCGAUCUCCGUCGCCAAAUCGACGUCGCUCACCACCGGGUGAUUCGCACCGACACGGUGAUGCCCCCCGCCUGGAUGACGAACGCGCAAUCGAACGAGAGCGACAGCUUGCGGAGCGUGUUCGUGAACAUGAAAAGAAGGAAGCUGCUCGAAAGCCGUUGACCGACGAGGAGAAACAGGCUUCUGCGAAGGCGGAAUAUGAGAAGCUUCUAAACAUGCGUUCGGGCGGUACAUACAUUCCUCCAGCCCGACUUCGUGCGCUGCAGGCGCAGAUCACGGAUAAGACGAGCAAGGAGUACCAGCGCAUGGCGUGGGAGGCUUUGAAGAAAUCGAUCAAUGGUCUGAUCAACAAGGUCAACGUUUCAAAUAUCAAGUUUAUCGUCCCAGAACUGUUUGGAGAAAACCUGGUUCGAGGACGGGGCCUGUUUUGCCGUUCCAUCAUGAAGGCGCAGGCGGCCAGUUUGCCCUUUACACCCAUCUACGCUGCGAUGGCGGCGAUUGUCAACACGAAACUUCCGCAGGUCGGAGACUUGUUGCUGUCCCGGUUGAUUAUUCAAUUCCGCAAGGCUUUCAAGCGAAACGACAAAGCUGUCUGCAUCUCGUCCACAACGUUUAUCGCCCAUCUGUGCAAUCAUCAGGUUGCUCACGAGAUGUUGGCCGCCCAGAUUCUCUUGCUUCUUCUUCAUAAGCCCACAGACGACAGUGUAGAAAUCGCAGUCGGGCUCACCCGAGAAGUUGGUCAACAUCUGGAGGAAAUGAACCCUCCCAUUGCACUCGCAGUGUUCGACCAAUUCCGAAACAUUCUUCACGAGGCCGACAUCGACAAGCGUGUGCAGUAUAUGAUUGAGGUGCUCUUCCAGGUGCGCAAGGACCGUUAUAAGGACAAUCCGGCAGUUAAGGAAGAGCUCGAUCUUGUGGAGGAAGAAGAUCAAAUCACCCACCGCCUCGGAUUGGACGAUGAAAUUGAGACACAGGACACGCUCAACAUUUUCAAGUUUGACCCGGAGUGGGAACAGCACGAAGAAGCCUACAAAAAGCUCAAAGCCGAAAUUCUCGGCGAAGACAGUGAUGAAGAUGCCGAGGAUGGUGAGGACGAGAGUUCGGACGAAGAAUCAGACGAGGAGGAGCAGAAGAUGGAUAUUAAGGACCAGAGCAACACUGACCUGGUUAACCUUCGCCGAACAAUCUACUUGACGAUCAUGUCUAGUAUCGAUUUCGAAGAAUGCUGUCACAAAUUGAUGAAGAUCAACCUGCCGGCCGGUUUGGAGCCAGAACUGCCGUCAAUGAUUAUUGAGUGUUGCUCCCAGGAACGAACAUACUCCAAGUUCUACGGCUUGAUCGGCGAGCGAUUUGCAAAGAUUAAUCGCUUGUGGUCGGACUUGUUUGAGGCUGCCUUUGCUAAAUACUACGACACUAUUCACCGCUACGAGACAAAUCGCCUGCGCAAUAUCGCACGAUUCUUCGGACAUAUGAUCAGCAACGAUGCCAUUGGCUGGCAUGUCCUUUCGGUGAUUCAUCUGAACGAGGAGGAGACCACCUCCAGCAGCCGUAUUUUCAUCAAGAUUUUGUUCCAGGAUCUUGCAGAGCACAUGGGCCUGCCCAGCCUGCAGGCUCGAUUCCGGGACGAGAUUCUACGGCCAAGCUUCGAGGGUCUCUUCCCCUACGGAGAACCCUCGACACACCCGCUUCUCAGUCAACUACUUCACCAGCAUUGGCAUGGGUAUUUUGACUGA
This is a messenger RNA of Penicillium maclennaniae, 1836 nucleotides long. RefSeq names its product pre-mRNA-splicing factor CWC22. The transcript has a single exon. Gene Ontology annotation, cellular component: catalytic step 2 spliceosome. Gene Ontology annotation, molecular function: RNA binding; protein binding. Gene Ontology annotation, biological process: mRNA splicing, via spliceosome. The coding region runs from base 1 to 1836 and encodes 611 amino acids. Lineage: Eukaryota; Fungi; Ascomycota; Eurotiomycetes; Eurotiales; Aspergillaceae. The record is from RefSeq and is a predicted model, not a curated record.